Molecule: messenger RNA, 843 nt
Organism: Didymosphaeria variabile
Lineage: Eukaryota; Fungi; Ascomycota; Dothideomycetes; Pleosporales; Didymosphaeriaceae
Gene: PHB1
Product: Prohibitin-1, subunit of the prohibitin complex (Phb1p-Phb2p)
Exons: 2
Coding region: 1-843 (280 amino acids)
Biological process (GO): mitochondrion organization
Cellular component (GO): membrane; mitochondrion
Source: RefSeq, a predicted model, not a curated record
AUGGCCGGAAUUCCACAAUCCAUCUUUCGCUGGGCCGUCCCCGGCGCCAUCGCCAUCAGCUUCGCGCAAGCCUCCAUUUACGAUGUUAAGGGCGGAACUCGCGCCGUCAUCUUCGACAGGUUAUCCGGUGUGAAGGAAACUGUGGUUAACGAGGGCACACAUUUCUUGGUUCCGUGGCUGCAGAGGGCGAUCGUCUACGAUGUGAGGACGCGACCGAGGAAUAUUUCGACGACAACGGGUAGCAAGGACUUGCAGAUGGUUACUCUCACUCUGAGGGUGCUGCACCGUCCGGAGGUCAAGAUGCUGCCAAAGAUCUACCAGAACCUCGGUCAAGACUACGACGAGCGUGUGCUCCCUUCCAUCGGAAACGAAGUCCUGAAAGCCAUUGUUGCUCAGUUCGAUGCCGCCGAGCUCAUCACCCAGCGAGAGGCCGUCUCGAACCGCAUCCGAAACGACCUCCUCAAGCGCGCUGGCGAAUUCAACAUCGCGCUCGAAGAUGUAUCCAUCACGCACAUGACCUUCGGAAAAGAGUUUACCAAGGCUGUUGAGGAGAAGCAGAUUGCGCAGCAAGAGGCGGAGCGUGCACGGUUCGUUGUUGAAAAGGCAGAGCAAGAAAGGCAAGCGAACGUCAUCCGCGCAGAGGGUGAAGCCGAGGCCGCCGACACCAUCAGCAAGGCUGUCGCGAAGAGCGGUGAUGGCUUAAUCAUGAUCCGAAGAAUCGAGACACAGAAGGACAUUGCACAGAUGCUGGCAAGAAACCCGAACAUUUCGUAUCUGCCAAAUGGCGGUGCAGGUGGGGAGGGCAAGUCGGGCGGGAGCUUCCUCUUGGGCUUGAGGGGUUAA